Podarcis muralis (Common wall lizard) is the source of this 783-nucleotide messenger RNA. Lineage: Eukaryota; Metazoa; Chordata; Lepidosauria; Squamata; Lacertidae. The record is from RefSeq and is a predicted model, not a curated record.
AUGCGGACUCCGUUUCAGUCGAAGCUAUUUCUCAUCUCAACAGAGAUCAGAUUGGUGAACGGUACAAGCAGCUGCUCUGGAAGAGUUGAAGUGCUCCACAACUGGCAGUGGCUGGCUGUGUGUGAUGACAGAUGGAAUCUGACCAGUGCCCAAAUUGUAUGUAGAGAGCUUGGAUGCGGUGAAGCCUUGCUGGCGCACUUUGGAACAGGAAAUGGUCCCACCUGGUUGUCUGGUGUCAGUUGUCAGGGGACAGAAGUUGCCUUCAAGGACUGUGACAUACAGUGGAGAACACAUGAUUGCAACCAUGGAGAAGUUGCCAGUGUUGUGUGCUCAGGUAAUAGCUAUACUGUGGCCUUGGAAACUGAGCUCCGCCUAGUGAAUGGCCCAAGUCGCUGCUCUGGGAGGAUUGAGGUGCUGCACAACCGCCAGUGGGGGACUGUGUGUGACGCUGGUUGGGAUUUGCAUGAUGCUCACGUUGUGUGCAGGGAACUGGGCUGUGGAAAUGCCUCCAAAGCAUUUGGUGGAGCAUGGUUUGGACAAGGAUCUGGUCCCAUCUGGCUGGAGGGUCUCAACUGUACAGGAGAAGAAGCUUUCCUGAGUGAGUGUCCCCAAAGUCCCUGGGGAGAGCACAGCUGCAACCACAGCCAGGAUGCCAGUGUGGAGUGCUCAGGGGACGCAUCUGGCGAGGGCAACAUCCGCCUGGGAGUGUCUGCCUUGGUCUUGCUUGUGUUGGUGCUGAUCAUGGCUGAGGCUGUGUACAGCUGGAGGAGAGGGCAGCUUUAA